Armigeres subalbatus is the source of this 888-nucleotide messenger RNA. RefSeq lists its product as uncharacterized. The record is from RefSeq and is a predicted model, not a curated record. The transcript has a single exon. Lineage: Eukaryota; Metazoa; Arthropoda; Insecta; Diptera; Culicidae. The coding region runs from base 1 to 888 and encodes 295 amino acids.
AUGUCAUCGAACAGGCGAAACACACUAGUCGUCGAUUUCGGUGUUCUUCCGAAUCGACCUACGCUAGAGCAAGUGAAAGAAGUCAUCGAGGUUGAUCUUAAGCUCAAGAUGGUGGAUGUCAGAAAUAUUCAACUGCACAACUUGAGAAACUGUGUACUCAUCGAGUUGAACGAUGCAGGCUUGGCAUUACGGCUGCAAAAAGAGCAUCAUCUCCGACACACAUUCCGAUGCCAGGGUGUGAAAUAUUCUAUCCCUGUGUAUGUAGAUGGCCCCACCACCACCGUAAGGCUUCAUGACCUGCCACCAUGUAUGUCUAACACAACCAUCACCCAACAUAUGGAGCAAUAUGGAAAAGUGAUCUCCAUUCAAAAUGAAGUAUGGAAGAACUUCUUCCCUGGUAUACCAAACGGUGUCAGAGUGAUACGAAUGAGGAUGGAGGUACAAAUACCAUCGCGUAUAGUAAUAGAAAACGAAUCUACACUCGUAACUUUCCGAGGCCAAAACAAACAAGUGACACCGAGCGGAGGAUCUGAGACUCAGCAAGAAAAACGAACAGUUUCAAACACCGCCGAACGACAGAGAAAAGACGUGGACAAAAAUUGCAACGAUACAGCUGAAGCUACCCCGCAUGCGGCAGAUCCCAACUCAAGCGACAACGAUUCUAAUGAUGAUGAUGAUGUCGCACACAUCGACCCACACCCUGGAACAACAACAAAGAGGCGGUUGUCGACUGGGACAAAUGAAUCGAAUUCGAAUGAGGCUAGAUGCGAACAAGAUCGGAAGAGAUCGUGUGGCGAUGACUGCUGCCUGGACGAUCUGCAGUACACCAAAGAGAAUCUUUCGGAUCCAGGAUGGAAAGUGUAUAACACUAGGUCGAAGAAAAAAUGA